Molecule: messenger RNA, 1632 nt
Organism: Hansenula ciferrii
Lineage: Eukaryota; Fungi; Ascomycota; Saccharomycetes; Phaffomycetales; Wickerhamomycetaceae
Gene: SEC59
Product: dolichol kinase
Exons: 1
Coding region: 1-1632 (543 amino acids)
Biological process (GO): dolichyl monophosphate biosynthetic process
Cellular component (GO): endoplasmic reticulum membrane
Molecular function (GO): dolichol kinase activity
Source: RefSeq, a predicted model, not a curated record
AUGGUUUCCAAGGGCGGCUCGUCAACUCUUACGCAAAGAGAGCGCAAGAAACUCGCAGCUGAAACCAAACAACGAAAACUUGAAGAGGCGGAAGCUCAAGAGUUGGCAGAGAAAGAGACACAAGAACAAAAACUAAAACCAAAGAAUGAUAUGCCUCGACUCCCACAGGAAAGAUUAUUGAGAUGGUUGGGUACAGUUGGUACUAAAUAUAUUACAUCUGAUAAAAUUAUUCAAACUUCAGUUUUAUCAUUGGUUCUUAAUCUUGCUCAUAUCAAAUAUUGGGAAGAAUUUCAAGAUGAUAAAGAAAUUAAUUUAUUGAUUAGUGUUGCUUGUGGUGUUUUAGCUUUAAUUUCAGCAUUGGUCAUUACUCAAAGGGUUCAAAAUGAAACUGCUAAAUCUAAUGGAUCAAAUGAAGAAGUUCCUUUACCAUCAUGGAAUAUUGUCUAUUUAGUAUUUUUACCUGCAUCUUUGGCUUUGGUUUAUGAUAGAAGUUUGUUAUUAUUCAAUGUGGCAUUAACUACAUCUGUUUUGAAACUCCCAUUCAUUGCUAAACUUGUUAUUCAGCUUUCUAUCUUAAACUCUAAUACUGAACAUAUGGACACUGUUUAUAAUGCCAAAGUUGUUGCUGGACAUUUAGUGGUAAAUUAUGCAUUAGGUAGUAUUUCUGAAUUUAAAUCAUUAGAUGAAGUGGAAGUUGGAUUAUUCAGUAUUUUAUUAACAAAUUUAUAUAUGAUUAAUUCAGAUGCAUUAUAUGUCGUGAUUUUGCAAAAAUUGUUCAUCUCAUUUGGUAUCGGGUUAGCUUUAUUAUUUUUGAUUACAAAAGUUUACAAAUCAAAUACUUUGUUAAGAACUUCACUAAUUACACUAUCAUGGACUGGUACAUUUGUUGGUGCUACAUUAUAUCAAUUAGAUCCAAUUUUGGGUAAUAAUUCUUUAGUAUGGAUCUAUGAAUAUGCAACAGCCACCGAUUCAAGAAUCAAGAUUCUUUCAAUUUGGCUACUAUCGCUAUUAUUAUUGAUUCCAACAAUCUUCAAUUAUAAAAUUCAGUUAUCACCUAAUUUUAGAAGAAAAAUCUGGCAUUUCCUUGUCCUUGGAUUAUUAGUUUAUCCAUUACAUUUAGAUUCUGAAUUUGUGAAAGUUAGUUUAGCAGGCUCGUUGAUUUUGUUUUUACUUGUUGAACAGAUUAGAUAUUUAAAACUAAAUCCAUUUGGUUCUUUACUCGAUAGUCAUUUAAGAUUAUUUGCAGAUUUCAGGGAUGAAAAAGGACCAAUUAUUGUUUCUUACAUUUAUUUAUUCAUCGGUAUUACUUUACCAAUCUUGUUUAAUAACUCUAUCGUUGGAUUGGUGGUUUUAGGUGUCGGUGAUUCAUUAGCCUCAAUUAUUGGUUCCAACUAUGGUACUAUAUAUUGGGGUCGCUCCAAAAAGACUAUUGAAGGUACAUUAACUUUUAUUGUCUCAACAUAUGCUGUUUGUGCCUUUUUAAAACAUAUUGGAUGGUUCUUUGUUGAUAAGACUUUUCAUUCUUUGUUACUAACCUGUACAUUAAGUGGUAUUUUGGAAGGUAAUAGUGAUUUGAAUGAUAAUAUUUUGAUUCCUGGUUUUAUGGCUGCCACUUUAGAGGUUCUUGAAUAA